AUGUCAGAACCUCUGUUGACGUCCAUUGUGGCAGGGAGCACCGCAGCGGUGUUCCAAACAACAGUGUCGUACCCAUUCGAGAUGUUGAAGACCGGACUGCAGCUCCAUCGCUCGCUACCGGGCGUUCCGCCCUUUGAGAUGAUGCACCAGCUAAAAACGUACUUUGCUGGGUGCGCUGCCCUCAACGUCGGAACACUGCUGAAGACGGCCACGCGAUUCACAACCUUCGACAGCGCCUGUCAGCUUCUACGGGACCCCGAAAGCGGAUCCAAGGCAAUCAGUGGACCGCGCUUGCUAGCAGCAGGUGUCAUCACUGGUUUCAUGGAGUCGCUGCUAGUGAUCCCGUUCGAGAAUAUCAAAACUACGAUGAUCGAAAAUGCACUGGCUCCGAAGCCAGAAAAGGCUGCUCAGGAUAUAAGACCCAAGUUCCAUGCACAGAAGAACUCCUCAAUGAAUCCUCGUCAAAAGUGGUUCGUGCACUAUGAAGCACUCCCUUCCACAAAUUUCUUGUCUACAAUACAAGAAAUAUAUCGAACUCGGGGCUUUCGAGGCUUUGCCCAAGGCUCUGUGUGUACCAUUAUUCGACAGACCUCCAACUCUGCGGUUCGCUUCACUACGUAUACCACCCUUAAGCAAUUUGUGUCCCCAAACAAGCCGCUUAACGAGUACUACGCUUUUGCCCUAGGGCUUGUUUCAUCGUGCGCUGUUGUGGCAGUGACCCAACCAAUCGAUGUUGUUAAAACGAGAAUGCAGUCAAAAUACUCUUGGAUGAACUAUAAAAACUCGUUGAAUUGUGCUUAUAGAAUAUUUGUGGAAGAGGGUUUCCCCAAAUUCUGGAAGGGCUGGGCACCACGGUUAAUGAAGGUGGGGUUAUCUGGCGGUGUCUCAUUCGGAGUGUUCCAAUAUACGGAGAAUUUGAUGAACUCAAUGACGAAGCCGAAGAAUAUGGGUCAUGACUAG
Molecule: messenger RNA, 960 nt
Organism: Lachancea nothofagi CBS 11611
Lineage: Eukaryota; Fungi; Ascomycota; Saccharomycetes; Saccharomycetales; Saccharomycetaceae
Source: the annotation of a GenBank genome assembly